AUGGUAGAGCCUCAACGCCUCGUUUGGGCAGCUGUGGACAAGAAAUCUUUUGAAAGCUUGAUUUCAAGAGUCGAGAAUUUGAAUUCGUUCCUCAUCACUCUAUUGGACAGCUCGCAGCUCCGGAGACUGCAGGAUUCAAUGACUACGGCCUAUUUAGAGAUCCUGCAGCUUCGCAACGACGUUGUCGAUCUUACAGCUCUUGUUAAGGCGCUGUGUCCGGCAGCAGAAUACCAACAGAAUCUUUCUCCGGGAGCUGAUCUAGUGAGCAAUGCAUUGUCUCAAGCAGUUGCAGAAGAGCAGGCGGCACAGGAUAAGAAGAAAGGCUACCUUAGACGCCUGGCCCAGGUCAAGAUCCAGCUCACCGAGAUAAACGAGCUGGAUCACACAGCAGCGGCUCCUGAUUUUAACAACUUUAUCGACGCACAACUUCCAUUGAUCGACUUCCAGUUCGAGGAAGAGAUGCCUGAGCCCGAGAGUCUACAGCAACGGACACGGGCCAUCUAUCGUGGUAGAAGUGUCUGGAUAGAGUGGAAAGAGGUUUCAACUGACAGUGCUAUACGCCCCGAUGAUGUGCAGAUCCAGUGGCGGAUCGGCCUCUUGACGGACCUCCUACGCUCCGUUAAGCCGGAUGGCUUCCGAGCAGCACCAUGUCUUGGGUAUAUCAAGACUGCAGACGCAGAUGAUGCGACUCGUUUUGGCGUUGUGUUCGAAGGACCGUCAACUACGCAGUCCAGGAUUACCACUCUUCGAGAGUUGCUCGGACAAACCCAGAAACCGUCACUCAGCGCACGUGUGGCGCUUUGUGCAGCGCUAGCUCGCUGUAUACAGGACCUCCAUGCGGUGAAUUGGUUGCACAAGGCCUUGCGAGCGGAUAACAUUGUCUUCUUCUCCUCGUCCUUGUCACCAAAUCUGGAUACACCGUUCGUCUCAGGUUUCGAGCUUUCUCGUCCAAGCAUCAUGGACCAAUGGACCGAGAAACCCGGAUUUGAACCUGCCAAAGACAUUUACCGCCAUCCGAACGCGCAAUCUAGCCAAACGGACGGUAGCUAUCGCAAAUCGUACGAUAUCUAUAGCUUGGGUGUUGUGAUGACCGAAAUUGCACUCUGGAAGCCUAUCGAGGACGUAGUAGGACUGGAGAAUCUCCCGAAGGCUAAGCCACCGACGCUUCGAGGAAUACAGCUCCGGCUUCUGCAGAACCCGUUAACGAGGAACGCAACGGAUGCCGAAUCUUGUUUACAGCAAGUUGCCUCUGCAUGUGGCGAUUCUCUACGCAACAUUGUUGAGCGCUGCCUGGUCAUGGAUGCCGAAUCCAAGUCUGAGUCAGAUACCCCAUCGGGGCUACAAGAUACUACCGAACUGGAUCUUGUGAAGAAGUUGGAGCAUAUUGCUGAAGCAAUAUGA
Messenger RNA from Alternaria arborescens, 1401 nucleotides. RefSeq lists its product as hypothetical. The record is from RefSeq and is a predicted model, not a curated record. Bases 1 to 1401 code for a protein of 466 amino acids. NCBI's taxonomy places the organism in Eukaryota, Fungi, Ascomycota, Dothideomycetes, Pleosporales, Pleosporaceae. The transcript has a single exon.